Messenger RNA from Pungitius pungitius (ninespine stickleback), 4907 nucleotides. It is a transcript of the gene cdhr2, whose product is annotated as cadherin related family member 2. The record is from RefSeq and is a predicted model, not a curated record. Gene Ontology annotation, cellular component: plasma membrane; catenin complex. The coding region runs from base 38 to 4099 and encodes 1353 amino acids. The transcript has 32 exons. Gene Ontology annotation, molecular function: cadherin binding; calcium ion binding. Lineage: Eukaryota; Metazoa; Chordata; Actinopteri; Perciformes; Gasterosteidae. Gene Ontology annotation, biological process: homophilic cell-cell adhesion.
AUGAUUCACGGUGAAGAAAGGCUCCCUUGUUUCCGUAAUGGAAAGCAAAGAGAUCGCUGCCGUUGCCAUGACAACGGAAUCACCCAUUCAAAAGAGGAUCAGGGUUUGGAUGACCCAGUAUGGCUUGCCGCCGUGCGCUGCUGGUGACAAGGCUGACCAUCCCAUGAUGGCCAUAUCCACAAGGAGGAACAAGAGCCAAAGGUCUCAUCUUGACAUAAAGGAGAACCUCCUCUGGAUGUCGGCUGACAUGGAAGGGAUCAAAGGAACUAUUUUAGUGUUGUGCCUUAUCGGCUUAAGUAAAGCCAAUAACAGUCCUACAAUCGACAGUAAUGUUUAUUCUGUGUGUGAAGACACUCCAAUAGGUGCCUACAGGUUUACUAUAAAAGCAACAGACCCUGAAGGUGACCCAUUGACGUAUUCACUCACUAAGCCCAAUGACGAAUACUUUGAAGUUGAAAGUAACACCGGGAGAGUGUCGGUCCUUAGGAGUCUUGAUAGAGAGGUGUCUGAUGUAAUGGCACUUGGAGUUGCUGUCUCUGAUACUUCCAAUGUACAAACAGCAAUAUUAACUAUAAUAUUAUUAGAGGCAAAUGACAACCGACCCAUAUUCCAGUCUUCUACAUAUGACAUUGAGACCCCAGAAAACACCGCUGUAGGUACGACUCUUUUUAGGGCAUUGGCCACCGAUGCAGACACUUCAAGCGGUGCUGUUAUUCAAUACAGCAUUGAUGAAGUUACUCCAAAUGCUGGAUCUAGUCUUUUUAACAUUGUAUCCACGACUGGUGAAGUCACAUUAGUGGGGCCUCUGAAUUAUACCUCAUUGAGCACCUUCUAUCGGCUGAAGAUUAACGCAACUGAUGGUGGAGGCCAAUGUUAUUAUAAUCAAACCAAUUACUUCUCAAGCAUCGCGUUUUCCUUCAUUACGGUUGUGGAUGUCCCAGACCUUGACCCGCGGUUCCUUGGUACUCCCUACGUAGGGAGUGUUAAAGAGAAUUCUCCUGCGGACACGUCUGUUUUUCAAGUGACCGCCCUGGACCAGGACACAGGAAUCAGUGAUAAAAUCAUCUACAGCAUUGAAGAUUCCACAGCUGAGGGCCUGUUUAAAAUCUCAGCAAAUGAUGGCGUCAUAUCUGUACUGUCACAUAUUGACAGAGAAGCGAUAGGUGACACUGUUACCCUGGCUGUAAAGGCGACUGAGUCCAAACCGAACAUCCACGGGGUCCAAGCCACCGCCACCACAACAGUACUGAUCAACAUCCAAGACGUCAAUGACAACGGGCCGAAGUUUUACAAAUGUGUGGAUGAGCACAAGUGUGUGGAAGAGAGUCACUUCACAGGAGAGGUGGAUGAGCACUGGUUGGGCUCCAUUUUCAUCAACAUGACUGUCAAAGAUCUGGAUAAAUUUACUUCGACUUCUUUAACCCUGGAGGGAGAAGACAAAGCUGUGUUUUCUGUACAACCAACAUCUACAACAUCAGCCAGCAUCGUUCAGCUUCAGGUCAAGGAGCCCCAAAAACUAGAUUUUGAAGACAAACAGCAAAUGGUUCUGCAAAUCAUUGCUACAGAUACAGACGAAUCCACCUUCCAGUCGACGGCAACAGUUACUAUUACUAUCAAGGACACCAAUGACAACAGCCCUGAGUUCCCACAGGAACUCUAUAAGUUAAACAUUGCUGAGAACUCUCCUGUUGGGACAGAAUUGAAGACAAUUACUGCCGACGACCCUGACACAAUGGAUCAAGGCAAUUUGACCUACAGACUUCUUCCAGACAGCAUACUGCCGUAUUUUGACGUGCAACCUCGCACGGGCAGAGUUUACGUGAAAAACUCAACUCUGCUGGACCGUGAGGUCAGAUCUCUGUAUUCAGCCACCCUGCAGGCUAGUGACACGGACAACAAGCCCGGCAGCACAGUGCUGGAGAUCACUGUGACUGACAUCAACGACAAUGCCCCGAUCUUCAACAGAGACAACUACCGGGAGUUUGUUAAAGAGGGUGAAACCCUUGAACUUAAGAUUGAGGCAACCGAUGCAGAUGACUCCGAGACCAAAAACAGCCAAAUCGUGUAUAGCAUUGAUCCAAGCCAAUACAGUGUCAACUUCACCAUCGACCCUGACACCGGCGUGUUGAGAAAUACCGGUGAGCUUGAUCGUGAGGCGGUGGACCCGAAAGUGAACGGUAUGAUUGAGCUCAACGUAACUGCUACGGACAAGGGCGUACCGUCCUUAUCCACCACGGUGCCCGUUACCAUCAUCGUGGAGGAUGCCAAUGAUAACACACCACAAUUCAAAGCCACCACUUACAAAUUCUCUGUCAAAGAAGGUGAAAAAGGUGCCUUUGUGGGUUCUGUUCAGGCUGAAGAUUUGGACCAGACCGCAGAGUUUAACCGCAUUUCUUUCAGCAUUAUAGAAGGGAGCUUCGGCAGCUUCAUCAUCCGCACCUUUGCAGAGCAGCGGGGUUACAGGGGAAACAUCACUGUGGACCCAGACAUUGAGCUGGACUACGAGAGCACUCGCAAGCAAUUUCAACUGCAGGUGGAGGCGAUGGAUCUGGAACAGAAGAAAGCCACGGUGACGGUGAGGGUGGACGUGUUGGACGUGAACGACGAGAGGCCCGAGUUCAAGCCGACACCCCCCGUGACGGUGAAGGAGAACUUCACCAUUAGCGGGCCCGUCGGGAGCUUCACAGGACAGGACAAAGACGGCAACCACUCGCUGGUUUACGAGUUGGAAUCCAUCGAAUGCAGAUGCAACGGAGUUCUGGAGCCCUGCAGCUGGUUUAUCCUGGAUCCAACGGGGGAAGUCAGAGUCAACCCGGAGCACACGGUGGAUUAUGAAGAAUGUGACCAGGUGCUGAUAGACGCCCAGGUGGUGGACGAGUACACAGAGAAGGGAGAGAACAACAGUGCAACAGCAGGACAAAUGGUGAUCAACAUUGAAGACAUCAACGACAAUGCUCCGGAAUUCAUUUUCUCCAAAUCUGUAUUUGUGGUGGUGUCAGAAAGUGCGAGCAAGGGGACAUCGGUGGCAGCCGUCACCGCUACGGACCGAGACUCUGGAAUAAAUAGGCAAAUUGACUUUAAAGUAACCGAGGUCCAAUUUCGAAACGACAACAAUCAAACAAGCACCAUGAGGAUUCUGUUUGAGGCCGUCACCACACAGCAAAAGGACGUAUAUGUUGGCAUUAUUCAAACAAGCGAGAAGCUUGAUACUUCACUGAAAGGGAAGUAUUUGGUAAAAGUGAGUGCAACUGACACCGGCGACCUCUCCACCAGCACCAUACUGGAGAUUUUCGCAGUUGAUGAAUCAUUUCGAGUGGAACUCGCAUUCACAAAAUCCCAAACUGUCGUUGAAGCAAACCUCAAUGAAAUCACCAGAGCGCUCACUGCUGCAACGAAGGCUUCUGUUGAAAUUGCUUCCAUCCGUUCUGACACUGCGGAAGUAUCCAGAGUUUCAGGUAACACUAUCAUAGUGGCAUACUUUGUCUACGCCAACGGAACUGCUCUCAGCUUUAAUGAAGUGGAAAAGAUGAUCUCUGAACCUCCACACUCGCUUGCACUUAUAGAGCUUGGCCUUGCGGACAUUGGGAAGGCUCCUGUUAUCGAACAAGUCACCGACCCGGUCAGGUACAUCCUGCUCGGGAUAUUGGCCGGUCUCAUCGUCGUGCUGGCCGUCCUCAUCACUUCACUCAUGUGCACUCGCAGAAACUACAAGAGGAAGCUGAAGGCCGCUAAAGCCAUGAACUCUGCAGCCACGGUGACCUCUGACAACCAGAAAAGUGGUCCCGUGGUGCCUGGUACCAACAAGUACACCACGGAGGGGGCCAAUCCUGUUCUCAACCGCAUCAUCGACGGGGCCAUGAUCUUGGACAUGGACGAGGAGAGCUCCGAUGUGGACAAAGUCAGCCUCAACUCCCUUGAUUCCAGCGGUUAUAUGACCAACACUGAUAAAGAUAAACCCAUGAACAUUAUCCAGGAGGAGGAGGAGGAGGAGGACAGCAUUGAACCUCUGGGUGCAGCUCUCGCCCAGCGGGGCCAAAAGAAAAGCUCUGGUGAUCACAUUGGUUUCAGUAACCCUAUCUUCAGCACCACAGACCUGUGAUGGGUAUAAUCGCGUUGCUUCUCUGUAAUCUGUUAAACAAAUUGAUGGUGUUGGACAAAUACUUUUAUUCUUCUUUUGUGACCAAUUGGAAAGAGUUAUUGAUGUUACGCACAAGCUCGUGGCAACAAGGGAUGAAUUUGCUUUGUCAAAACAUUUAAAUCAAGGACUAACAAUAUGGAAAACAAAAAUUCCGCCUGUUUCCAGACAUUAGGCUAAAGUUUUCUGAUAGAUGUGACUUCACUUUUAAUGCAACUACAAACAAACAACAAACCGUCUCUUUCGCAAAUAAGCACAUUUCCACAAACGUCGAGCUCUUCUUUCAAAAGUCACCUCACAUAAUUGUAGCUAGACAAAAAAAAUAGGACAGAAGCAAAAGUAAAGCAAACAAGAGAGUUGUUUGUUGCACAUGUAAAUCACUUUAUUUUUUCUUAGCAUUUUAAGCAGCAGCUUAACGAUUGUUGACUUGCUUUGAAAUAAACUGUAAUAAUACAUGUUAACUCACACUGUGUAACUUUAGUUGCUGCUGAUGCUACCAGAAAGACAUUCCAAAAAGAGUGAAAUAUAACUUAAUGUAAACGAAAUUUUUAUGACGGCAUGUCUGCCAAAAGACUUGUUUAUAUGUUGCUUUGAGUUAAUUGCUUUGAGUUUGAGAUUCUCAUGCUGAAAUAAAACCUCAUGCAAUGUGACAUAAAAUUCCUAAGAGCAGUGGGGAGAAAUAAUUAUUGACUGUUUACUGACAUCUAAAUGAAUGUAACGUAAUCAGAUUGAAUGUAAUGCAAUCUAAAUAAAAUACAUUUUGCAAAAUUUA